AGGUUAAGCGCCUUCAGUGGGGGUGAGCAGUGGCAGCUGGUUCUUUCAACGUUACAGGAGUGCCUUCGAUGCCGGUCCGAACUGGAUUUGAUGGCGACAAACGUGGCUCUUGGAAGCCUGCCCUGGCGUCGGGCAAAUGAGAAGCUCCAUGAGCUCGACGCGGAUCUGGUGACAUACGGUUCUAUCUUGAAGGUCUCUUCUAUGGCCGGUGUUUGGGAGCCGGCUGUGCUUGUGCUGGAGCAGAUGGUGUCAGUUCAACUGGAGCCGAACAUGAUUUGCCUCAACGCUGCUGCCGCUGGGCACGCCUGGCGCCGGGCGCUGGGCACCGGUCGCGACGCCGUGGGAGUGGCCUCAGCCAUUGAUGCUUGUGCGCAAGAUGGAGAAUGGACACUGGCCUGCGAAUUGCUUUCGGGCUUGCCGCAGGCGGAGCCAGCGGAGCCCUUCAGCUUCAGCUCAGCCAUCACAGCUUGCGCCAACUCGUACCACUGGAAGACGGCUGUGUCAUUGCUGCAGAGGCUGCAGACUUCUAGGACCAGUGACCUGGUAGCAGCCACAAGUUGCCUGGCGGCGCUGAGCGCGGUGAGCGCCUGGGCCCAGGCUCUUUGGAGCUUGGAGGCUAUGCCACAAGAACGACUGGCUGCCAAUGAACAUAGCUUUAGCGCCGUUGUGGCUGCUUGCGAGCGUGCCUGCCUGCUUCGUGGGCAGCUGAGACCAUCUGAGACAGCAUGGAGAUUGCCAGGGACGCUGUUACGGUGUGGCUUGCUGCCAGUAGCCAGCAAUGGCGGCAGAGGCUGUACAGGCUUUGAGGACUUGUGCUGAAUCAGCGGAGUGGCAAGCUGCCUUACAGAUUUUUCUCGCUAGCAGCGUUAAUUCUUAUGGCUUAAACCUGGUACUCCAGGCAUGCGCCAAAGCUACCCAAUGGUCGAAUGCCCUGAAGGUUUUUUGUUCUCAUGAUGUCCGUUGCCUUCGCGAUGUCGUCAGCGCGAACACGGUGAUGACGAGCACGGCCAAGUGCAACCUUUGGCCCGUCACAGUGAACCUGCUGGCAAUGAUGCCGUCCCAGCGCCUCACGGGGACUGCGCGGAGCUUCACAGUGGCCAUCCAUGCCUUAAAACUCAGGGAGUGGCCCUUGGCUCUGGCACUUUUGGCAUUUCCGGAUACCAUCAGCCUUUGCUCGGCGAUGGUCGUGUGCCGACAGGCCCAGCAUUGGCGAUGGAGCACGGAGCUUUUUGAGUGGAUGGGAUGUCAGAGAGUUGUGCCUGAUGCAUCUUGCUUGCAUGCUGUGGCGGCUGCUUCAGCAGAUGAUCAUUGGAGCAAAGCGCUGCAAUUCCUUGGAGAUGAACAGUGCUGCAGUGUUGCGCUCUCGGCGUUGCGUCGGGCUGGCGGAUGGGCCUCGUCCGUUGAGCUGCUAGCAGGCAUGUACCACCGGCACCUGGAGCUGGGUCAUCCAUUUUCACUAGAUGAGGAGGUUCGGCUUGGAGCGAUGAAAGCUUGGCAUCACCAGAGCGCUUGGAGCCGCGUUUUGGACAUCUUCAGGAGCUUGGGGCAACGCCCUCUUGCCGUGAAUUUGGCCUUGGCUGCCUGCAAGGCCGCUGGCUUGUGGCAGUUGGCCCUCCAGAUCUUUUGGUCCUCAGAAAUCGAUGCGUACAGCUACAGCACCCUAGUGGGCGCCUGCUGCGAGAGUUCUCAGUGGGAGGUGGCCUCGAGCUGUGCUCUUCCCACCGCAGCUGCCAAUGUCUUGCUCACCUUCUUGGCAAGGGACCACACCUUGUGGCCACGUGCUUUGCAGCUCUUCAGCGCACUGCCGCCACUGCAGGUCCAGAUCGAUGAGAUCAGCCACACAGCAGUUCUACAGGCUCAAGGUCAGAGUUUGCAGUGGUCAGGAUCCUUCCAGAUCUUGGAGGAGAUGACGCGCAGGAGCCUUGAAGGAAAUUGUGUGACCCACUGCGCAGCCAUCGGCGCUCAAGGUGGUGGCCCCUGGCAGCAAUCACUGAGGCCUCGCGAGCAACUCCCGCACGCCGACCUGGCCUUGUGGAACGCCCAGUUGGGCACCUGGGCUGAGGGGCACUGCUGGCCGAUGGUGCUUCAAUCCUUGGAGGCCUCCAAACUGGAACCCGAUCUCUCCAGCUAUGCCACAGCCAUGCGCUGUCUCAAGGAGGCUGGCCAGUGGCGACAGAGCUUGUACUGGUCAGGCCGCUACAUGACCAAGACGUUGCAGCCCCUGAGCAGCACCUGCAGCGCUUGUGGCAGUGCGCGGCACUGGCAAGCAGCACUCCAGCUACCGUUCAUCUUGGCAGAGCCCAUGGAUGGGCAUUUCCUCGGAGCCCUUAUUUAUGCCUGCCAGGAAGCCGCCCAGUGGGUGUCAGCCUUGGCCUGUGCGAGGCCUCGCGGCAGCUUGAAGCCCUCAGCGGUUGGUUUGAAUGCUGCCAUCAUCGCGUGUGGAGAGGGACAUGCCUGGGCCGAAGCGCUGAGUCUAUGGCACGACUCUCGUGGCGUCCGUGGAAACGACUUCACUGCUGCUGCAGUGAUCGAGGCCCUGGGCAAGGCCAAUGAGGUGCAGCUGGCACUGGAGCUGCUUCAGAGCAUGGAAGGUGACCUCAGUGCGACGGCCUUCAAUGCAGCCUUAGCUGUUUGUGCUUGGGCGGAGCAGAAAAGUCGCUGAAGAUGCUUGGGGUGGAG
Durusdinium trenchii is the source of this 2679-nucleotide messenger RNA. The record is from the annotation of a GenBank genome assembly. Lineage: Eukaryota; Dinophyceae; Suessiales; Symbiodiniaceae.